AUGGAGGCAGGAUAUCUUGAACCAGAGAAGGUCACGGAGACAGCUCUGAGGGAGGUCCCCGUCGAGGAGAGGAACAUCGUCAAGCCCUCUGGUUUUCUUGCUCGUUUUCGCUACUAUGAGGAGCUCUUGGAUCGCAAAAUGGGGGUUGAGUCGCAUAGUCUCGACCGAGUGCAUCCCGAGGACCGCAAACCGCCAAACCCACUUGUGAUGGCCUUCAUGUGGGCAUCGGCGACGAUGAAUCUGAGCUGUUUCAGUACCGGAUUCCUGGGAAACCAAUUCGGGCUGUCACUAUCACAAACCAUCCCGAUCACAAUCUUUGCAACAUUGCUUGGUAGUGCUGUUACGGGAUGGUGUGCAACUAUGGGCCCCGGUACUGGCCUUCGUCAGGUAGCGAUAUCCAGAUACUCCUUUGGUUUCUACCCGUCGUCGAUCAUUGCCGCCCUGAAUGUCGUCGAGCAGCUUGGCUGGUCUUCCGUAAGCUGUAUCACAGGAGGCCUCGCCCUCAGCGCCGUAUCUGACGGUCGUGUCUCGAUUGCGGUUGGAGUGGUUAUCGUUGCAGUGGUCAGUCUGCUAUUUAGCUUCGUUGGGCUGAGGGGCGUCCUUGCGUAUGAAAAAUAUGCCUGGAUCCUAUUCUUCAUCAUCUUCAUGAUUAUCUAUGGAGAAGCUGCGCACCGCGCAGACCUGAAAGCACCACCGAAGGUAACAGGAAUGACACAGUCCGGCCAGGCCUUGAGUCUCAUCAGCGUGGUCUAUGGAUCGAGCGCGUCCUGGAGCUCAAUUGUGUCUGAUUUCUACGUGCAUUACCCGGUCAACACGCCAAAGAUCAAGAUCUUCCUUUACACGUGUCUGGGCAUAACCAUUCCGACAUGUAUCGGAAUGCUGCUGGGUUGUGCCGUCAGCUCAGCCCUCGCAACCAAUCCUGAAUGGUCUGCUGCAUACGAUGGUGGAAUCGGUGAACUCCUCCAAGUUAUCAUCUAUCCCAGGGGUUUUGCAAAGCUUCUACUCGUAUUACUCGUCCUUUCCGGAAUUGGCGUGAACUGUAUCGCCAUAUACGCCGGCGCGCUUUCCGCUCAACUAUUUGCUAAACCAUUCCAGGCAGUUCCCCGAACCAUCUGGACCAUCAUUGUCUUUGGAUGUAUCCUCGUCAUCGGCAUCGCCGGACGAGAUCACCUGCUCGAAGUACUCGAAAACUUUCUCUCCCUCCUAGGCUACUGGAAUACCUCAUUUUUCGUCAUCCUCUUCUUAGAACACUACCUCUUCCGCGGAGGCAACCUGGCAAACUACGACCUGGACGCGUGGAAUACUCCUUCGAAGCUACCCGUCGGAAUCGCAGGUCUCACGGCCUUCCUGUGCGGAAUGGCGGGUUGGGUUGUCGGGAUGGUGGAGACGUAUUAUGUCGGGGUCAUUGCGAAGAUGAUCGGUCAUUAUGGGGGCGAUGUUGCUAAUGAGUUGGCUCUGGUGUUUUCGGCUGUUUCGUAUGUGCCGUUGAGGAAGUUGGAAUUGAAGUAUAUUGGACGAUAG
Messenger RNA from Paecilomyces variotii, 1521 nucleotides. RefSeq names its product permease for cytosine/purines, uracil, thiamine, allantoin-domain-containing protein. Gene Ontology annotation, molecular function: transmembrane transporter activity. Gene Ontology annotation, biological process: transmembrane transport. The transcript is spliced from 3 exons. Gene Ontology annotation, cellular component: fungal-type vacuole membrane; plasma membrane. Bases 1 to 1521 code for a protein of 506 amino acids. NCBI's taxonomy places the organism in Eukaryota, Fungi, Ascomycota, Eurotiomycetes, Eurotiales, Thermoascaceae. The record is from RefSeq and is a predicted model, not a curated record.